AUGAAACUCCUCAUCGUUUUCUGUGCCGUCAUUGCGACUGCUCUCGCUACCUACGGAAGUGGAUAUUCUUAUGACGGUCCCGUAAUCAUCCGUCAUCCGUAUCCAGGAAGCGAGUUAGUUUUGUAAAAAAGAGCUGACCACACUAAGUUUUUUCAGCUUUGUCAUCGACGAUUUCGACAUCCCAAGACAUCACCGUCGCCAUCACAGAGGUCGCUGGGAUCGCUCCGAUUCCCGCUCGGGAUCCAGCAGUGGAAGUUACGAAGACGAUUUCUUCUUCUUCCCGCGUCCAAACCCGCAGCCGUACGGAAACGCUGCUCAAGAUCCUUCAUCCAAUUACGGAGCAGCUGCCGAUGACACUCCAGCCUCUGGCUACGGACCUUCUCAGGAUGCACCAGCGUCUGGAUAUUGA
Molecule: messenger RNA, 409 nt
Organism: Caenorhabditis sp. 36 PRJEB53466
Lineage: Eukaryota; Metazoa; Nematoda; Chromadorea; Rhabditida; Rhabditidae
Source: the annotation of a GenBank genome assembly